CCGGUCGAGGUCGUGCAUGAUAUCGAUAAUGCAGUGUAUUUUGUAAGACCCGUGAGUCUAGUAAUUAGGUCGUGUAUGAAAAGUUUUUGUGGCACAAAAAAUGGCGCUUCGGAACAGCAUAAACGACAGUGCCAGGAAGAACAAACUGUCCUUCGCCAUCUUCGGCUUGGGCCGUGCCGGUGCCAUCCAUUUUGGCAACCUGGUGCGCAAUCCCCGGGCCACGAUUCGGUACGUGGUGGAAGAGAGCCGAGACCGGGCCGACCAGGUCAUGAGCCGGUGGCUCUUCGAUCAUGUCGAGGAAGGAUGCCAGGUUCUGACCGCUGCCGAAGCCAAGAAGGUCUACGAGGAUCACAGUCUUGAUGCAGUCAUCGUUUGCACAUUCACCCACACCCAUGAAGAGAUCGUCAAGAAAGCACUGGCAGCAGGUAAAGCUGUCUUCUGUGAGAAGCCCAUCACGACCCAGCUCAGUGCCACAAAGUCAUGCUAUGAUCUAGCCGAGAAACAACGCAAGAUGUUAUACUGCGCUUUCAACAGGCGGUAUGAUCCCUCCAUACGACACUUGCAGGAGCGUGUCAGAAAUGGUGCGGUGGGCCAAGUCCAGUCCAUCAAAACGUGUUCCAGGGACAGCCCCUUUCCGCCUCUGGCAUAUUUCAAGAUAUCAGGUGGUAUGUUUCAUGAUUGUGCCGUCCACGAUAUUGACGUGAUCUGUUGGAUACUGGGUCAGUUCCCGGAUGUGGUCUAUGCCCAGGGACAUUGCUUCCAUCAAGAGCUGAGCGGAAUGGAUGAUGUUGAUCAGGUGGCCAUUACGAUGAAGUUUCCCAGCGGAACCAUCGCCUCCAUCGACCUGAAUCGAGAAUCCAGCUACGGUUAUGAUCAACGCAUCGAGGUUUUUGGUUCGGGUGGAAUGUUGGAGACACGCAAUUACAGCCAUCAGGUCAACGUGGUCGGUCAUCUUGGCAACCAGGGUGCCUCUGCUGAGCCAUUGCCUCAUUCCUUCCCCCAGCGAUACGCCGAAGCCUAUGCCAACGAGUUGGACUACUUCAUUGAUUACCAACUAGGUCUUGACCCACACAUCGAAGUCUCUCGGAAAGACACUGUCAUGGCAACGAUCAUCGCCGAGGCCUGUGAACAGUCCUAUCGCAGAGGGACUCCAAUCAACAUAAAGGACAUGAUGGAAUAGUUAUAGUGCGCGCGAUGGCGCCCUCUAUUCCAUAUUUUCAUUCAUGUAUAAAUGGGAAAAUUACUGAUGACCUCCGACCUGGGGUCCCCUUAAUUUGAAUAUUCACACAUACACAAAUAGACCUUUGUAUUGUUUGUAAACAUUGAGGGCCAUUUUGUAUGGGCUUCCUUAAAUUGAAUUGAAGCGCAUAAAUUGAAGCCGUGGUUGGCAACAUAUUUUUUCCCAAAAAAAUCCUCAUGACAACUCAUUACAUAAGAAAAAGGCAUGGUUAGAAAUUAUUUUGUAGCGUUUGUCGAUAACAUUGCAUUUUCAACAAUGAAAUGAUAUUUUUGUAAUCAUUAAUAAAUAUUCUUCAUUUUUGUAGUUUUGGACCUUCCAUAGUUUGGCAACCCGUGGUUGGCAAAAUCACGCGUCGGCGAUAGAAAAGCCUAUAAGUACUGUGUUCACGCAUACUUCAGGGCUCGAAUUUCAUGAAAAAAAACCCACUAGACAGCAGGUCUAGUAACUGAAGAAUCUUACUGGACCUGAACUAUUUUUACAAGACCUGUGUCAUAAAUAAGAAAAAAAAAACAUUUUGCACUACAUGUUUGUGACAGGAAUACAACAAAAUGCUAUUUACGAGUCACCCGUUUCGUGUGUGCACUUGGCUAGUUUCCCUGGAAAAUUAGUCUAAUUCUCUUGCAGGAGCACAGCAGUCCUUCACUUAAAGAAAAUCCAGGAGAGCUAUAAAUCGCUCUCCUCAAAUUUUUGAGGAGAGCAAAUGGAUUUUAAGGAGAGCGAUUUGCUCUCCUAAAAAUCCACGGAUAAACAGCGGUGAAACGACGGUAAACAUUGUUUUUGUUUUGUUUUGAAUAUCACAAUUUAUUCAAGGGGCUGCUUUUUUAUUACUUUUUGCAUAACAAUAUGCUCAAGUGGCGUAACUUCUUUCGCUUUUGAAACUGUAAGACAAGGUUAAAUUUUUAUGUAAAAAAAAAAAAAACUAAAUGGACAUUAAUAAAAGGUU
This is a messenger RNA of Patiria miniata (bat star), 2183 nucleotides long. RefSeq names its product myo-inositol 2-dehydrogenase-like. NCBI's taxonomy places the organism in Eukaryota, Metazoa, Echinodermata, Asteroidea, Valvatida, Asterinidae. Gene Ontology annotation, molecular function: nucleotide binding; oxidoreductase activity. The record is from RefSeq and is a predicted model, not a curated record. The transcript has 7 exons. Gene Ontology annotation, biological process: NADPH regeneration. Gene Ontology annotation, cellular component: cytoplasm. Bases 101 to 1180 code for a protein of 359 amino acids.